GAUGAAGUAGGAGGACUCGUCGACAGCUGUCAGAUUGCCCAGCGCCGCUGUGUGCAGGUCGGCCAGGCAGAGCCGCGUCGGCCCACAGUCUGAUACGGAACAGAGUGACCACAAGACUGGUGGAAAGGGAGCCGAGGAGGAGGAGCUUCACCCACGGGGAGGGAGUUGGCAGUGGGUCAGGAUGCCUUACACAGCAGCAGAGCUGACGCACUAAACCCCUCAGGGAAAGCGAAGGGGAGGGGACAGAGAGGACCAGACUACGUGGACAGAUGGAGGGGGCAGUGUUUGUUUUGAAGUGGCAUGCUGGUGAUCAUUAAGGGCUAGCGGCUGCAGGUCAGUGUAGAACACACGCCCACUCCGUUCUGGAUGUUGUCGUGCGAGGAGAGAAGUGCGUUGUAGUAGCAGUGCUCCCUGUUGGCUCCAGAAGUCGGGAAACCCACCACACGUUCUUCUGUGCCCUUCUUCCUCCGCACUGUGCUGAGCUCUGCAGAUGCACUCGAUGUGGCUCGGGGUGAAUCAGGAUGUGCACCCAGCCAGCAUCCAGACCGGAUCCCUGGACCUCCAGGGUAAGGUACGCUGAAACGGCCCCUUCGCACCCCUGGAAGCAGAGUCCGGUCUGGGGAGAGGAGUGUGGGAUAGUCGGGAGGAUGUGAGGCCUCGACAGCAGUCAUCACCCACCACCAGGCCUGCCAGAGUCUCGUCUCGCCCAGGGGAGGAGGGGAGGAGGGGGGGAGGAAUGGGCCUGGAUUCACUGCAGGAACAGACCGAGCAGGAGCCGCUGAGGGAAAUGGAGUGCUACCACAGCCUCCUCCAGGCCGGCUCUCAGCUGGAGAGUACACUUCAGCAGGUGUCAGUCCCAAUCACUAUGAAGGAGGUGGACGGCUUCAUCGAAAAGCAGGUGGCCUACCUGUCAGGAGGUCGUGGAGAAGACUCCAGCGUGAUCAUCACCCUGCCGGAAUACUCGGAUUUCAGCGAUAUCCCGGAGGAAUCUUUAGCCAAAGUUCUAACGUACCUCACCUUCAUACCUCGAGCACGACAGCCGGGUGUAAAAUUCAUAAUCAUUUUAGACAGAAGACUGGAUACUUGGACCUCAAUCAAAACAGCACUUGCCAGAAUUGCGGCGUCCUUCCCCGGGAACCUCCACCUGGUGCUGGUACUGCGGCCCACCAGCUUCUUCCAACGCACCGUCACGGACCUGGGCUUCCGCUUCAGCCAGGAAGACUUCAUGCUCAAGAUGCCUGUGGUGAUGCUGAGCUCCGUGACGGACCUCCUGAGAUACAUCGAUGAGAACCAGCUUACCUCAGAGUUUGGUGGCACCCUGGACUACUGUCAUAGUGACUGGAUCGUCCUGAGAACAGCAAUAGAAGGCUUUGCGGUGACAGUGAAGGAUAUUGCCCAGAUGCUCCAGGCGUUUGGCACAGAGGUGGCCGAGACAGAGCUGCCAAAUGAGGGCACGACCAUUGUCCAACUCCUCUCCGCCCACAUGGAUAAGUACAGGAAUCUCAAGGAGGCGAUACGAUCUGUGUCCAAGGAAGGUCGUCAUCUACUGGCUAACCUGGAGGCCUCGGGGAGAGAGGGGGACUCACUCUGGGAGAUCAGGCUGGACUGGGAGACUGUACAGAGGUUACUGGCCCAGCUGAGGGAAAUGGAGUCAGCCUUCGACGGCUUCUUUGAGAAGCAUCAUUUGAAACUGCAGCAGUGCCUACAGCUGCUCCGAUAUGAGCGCAGCUUCCAGGAGAUGGAGUUGUCUCUUGGGCGCCUGGCGUCGCAGGAGAGGGAGGUGUCGUUGUCAGUGGAGACGCUGGCUCAGACAGAACAGACGCUCAGAGACCUGGACGGUCUGAAUGCCCGUGCGCAGGAGGAGAUCGGUCGUGCCCAGGCCAUCGCCCUCCGUGGUCACCAGCUGGCUGCCUGCCACCACUACGCCAUGACAGUGAUUGUGCAGCGCUGUAACGAGCUGCAAAACCGCUGUGACGAGCUCAGCCACGCCUUGAGCUCCAAACACACGCACCUGUCCCAUGUCUACCAGCUGCUGCUGGGCCUUCAGCAGGCCCAGAAGUGGUGUGAUGAUGGGGUGUACCUGUUGGCGCAGCAGCUGGUGGAUAAGUUCCAGUCCAAAGAGGGGGCCCAGGCUGCACUGAAGGACAUCGACAGGCUACUGGAGGAGGCACCGUCUCUCCUCAGCUCAGGACCCGACGUCCUGGCUCUGGAGUGGGAGUCUGUCCUAACCCCUGAGAUUCAGGUUCUGAUAGAGAAGACUUUUGAGAAGCACACAGUCUUGCAGGACAUGAUACAGAACAGACAGAGCUGUCUGAGGAAACUGGCUGAUAAACAUGUCCGUCCCAUCCAGCUGGUGGCCCCCCGGCCUGAGAACCCACCCCGCUCCAAGUCCCCACUCUUCUCCCCCAAACACAGUGUCGACGGUUUGAAGUUUUCCUUCGAUCUGUCACUCCCCGGUAAGAGGACGUCACGGAAAAGUCCCGGCCUGAGAAAGAUCGAGGUCAUGCAUGACUACCAGGAAAACAGGAGCGCCCUGCUGUCCAACCUGGAUGGCCAGGACAGCCCCGACCUCCUGAAACGACAUGUGAUGAAGGAGCUGAUGGAGACGGAGCGCGCGUACGUGGAGGAGCUGCGGUCAGUGCUGCUGGGCUACCGGGCGGAGAUGGAGAACCCAGCCCUCGCGGGGCUCCUGCCUGCAGGCCUGCAAAACAAGAGAGACGUCCUCUUUGGCAACAUGCCGGAGAUCUACGACUUCCACAGCAGGAUCUUCCUGCAGGACUUGGAGGGUUGCCUGGAGACCCCAGAGAGAGUUGGCGCCUGUUUUCUGGAGCGGAAGGAGAAUUUCCAGGUAUACGAGUGCUACUGUCAGAACAAGCCCCGCUCAGAGUCGCUGUGGAGGCAAUUCUCCGACUGUGCCUUCUUCCAGGUGACGGUUCCUUUUCUGUGUGUCCCAUACUGCCCCCUGUUGGAGUGUCAGAGGAAUCUGGAACACAAAUUAGGCCUGGAUUCUUACUUGCUGAAACCGAUACAGCGUCUCACCAAGUACCAGCUACUUCUGAAGGAGUUACUGAAGGACAGUCCAGAAGGCUGUGAGGGGUCCUUCCAGCUACAGGGGGCGCUAACCGCCAUGUUGGACCUCCUCAAGUCCGUUAACGACUCCAUGCAUCAGAUCGCCAUCACAGGCUACCAGGGAGAGUUGUGCGAUCUGGGCCGAGUGCUGAUGCAGGGCUCCUUCAGUGUGUGGAUCAGUCAUAAGAGAGGCCCGACCCGCAUGAAAGAGCUGGCCCGCUUCAAGCCCAUGCAGAGACACCUGUUCCUGUACGAGAGAGCCCUCCUCUUCUGCAAGCGCCGGGAGGAGCAGGGAGGGAGACGUGACAGAACCCCCUCCUACAGCUUUAAACACUGUCUCAAGAUGAGCGCCGUGGGGAUUACGGAGAACGUCAAGGGAGAUGUGAAGAGGUUUGAGCUGUGGUACAGCGGACGGGAGGAGGUCUACCUAGUGCAGGCUCCCACAGUAGAUGUUAAGAUGGCUUGGCUCAACGAGCUACGAAGGAUCCUCACCAACCAGCAGAAACUUCUCAAAGAUGAACGCUGUCUCAACAACCAGCCAGACCACAUCGAACUGUCUCCACCCAGGUCUGAGAGCCAGCAGCAGAGAGUGUCGGUCAGCUCAGAGGACACAGAGUCAGGAAGAAGCAGCCCAGACCCACAGUCUCACUCCCCACAACACCUGCCCAGCCGCCGCAUUGAGGCGCCCACCUCUGAAACACAGCGCACCCAGAACCACAGACGCAGCUGGCCUGGUGCAUCCUACACUGUUGAUGUCUGUGAGGGACUGGGGGAGUGGGCUGGAGGUCCGGAAUCGUCUCACCCGUCAGACACCGAGGAAGACCCUGCCCAGCUGGGCCCAGGCAGGUAUGAGGCCUUGGCUGCAUGUCCACCCUACAAUCUGGAUGACCUCACCAUCAGGAGCGGUGAUGUCAUCCAGCUGCAGCACCAGGAUAGCGAAGGUCUCUGGCUGGUGAAGAACCUCAGUCGCAAAAAGGAGGGCCUCAUUCCUGUCCCUGUCCUGCAGGUGAUUCUGGGAAAUGGCAGUAGAGGACACUCCAGCAGACUAGGGGAUCCAUGGAAUCUGAAGGUCAGGAAGCUCAGCUCUCCUUAGUGGACAAAUGAUGCCUUUAGAUUCUCGGUGGACCUGAGAAACGUCCCAGUAUGAAGUCCUAACUCCCACAUGAUUGUAUUAAAGUGCUUUUGAAGUUGGAACUGUUCUUCAGCCAAUGGCUAGCGAAAUGGUCCAUUCAGCUAGUUUGCAUAGAUGUUGACAAUCUAGUUUGACAGUCUAGUUAGAUGACUAUAUGAAAAAAUUAUUGGAAAGGUGAAAGGUCAGUAAAGAAAAGACACAACAGGUGAACUCUAAAAUCAUCUCUGACUUUCCCCCUUGGAAUUUUGACCUGGGGGUUUUGUGACUCUUUCCUGUUCAGAACCUCAUAUUUUAUGAAUCUGAGGAGCAUGUGAAGGCAAAAAGGGCAGAACUUUUGGGCUUUACCCAGACAGAAUCACCAGACUGUCUUUUUUCGAGUGACUGAUGGAAUAUCAAAAAAGUGGUCCUUCAAAGUGUUUAGUGACCCAAGAAGGACACAGGAUUUUCGAGUCUGGAUUCUUGAAUGCCAUUAAUUCUGGGCCAGUAAAAGGAGGCCCUGCUCUGGCAGGAUGGAUAGUGGACAUACUCUGGUGACUACUACCCUACAAAACUCUUUGGACUGCAUAGGUUUCUACCAGCACAAAGACACAAGACUCAACCAGCACAAAGGCUCACGGUUCGGGGAAGGACCAGGGACUACCUGUUUGCCCCAGCCAAUGGCGUGUUACGUUGGGUUGCUACUGUGUCUGGAAUUGGACUGUUAAACAUAAAUGGUCUCUGCUUGCCAUCUGAGGGCUUCUUAAGCGUUAUCACUAACCAGUGGGAAUGCAUUUGGUGUGUGUUUCUUUGUGUGUUCUGUCAUUGCUAACACGUAGGAGUGCAUUUUGUGUAUCUUCAUGCGGUUUCUGUACACCAUAAUAGUCAAGGUUUUGCCAGAAACAUUUCUUAAAGAGACUUUUGUACAUAGAGUAUGUCCUACAUUUUUUAGGUGUGUACUUGAAUGUUGGAUUAUUGCGUGUUGAUGUGUCCAUUUUGUCCACAUGCUCUUGUUGUUUGGAUGCCGUUCUCUUGUCCUCGAGGCUACCUACUCUUACCAUCUCACAGAGUUAAAAUGCCAAAACGUGCCGUGCCAUAAUGCCUUUUUCUUCUAGUUCUUUUGAAAUCCAUCUCUUUGAUGAAUGUACUGUUUGCUCAGUAAUAUGAAAUGCACUGCUGCUCCUACCUCAUCUCAGGCCUGUGCUCCUGGCACUUCAGUAAGGUGGAAGGUCUAUGAGAAAUGCAAUCAGAAAGACAACCCCUUGCAUAUUUUCCCGAUUCAUAUCUUUUUUGUUAUGGUCCUAAACUGAAUUUCAGUUGAGUGUUGUUGUACAGUUAUAUUCACAGAU
Molecule: messenger RNA, 5526 nt
Organism: Esox lucius (northern pike)
Lineage: Eukaryota; Metazoa; Chordata; Actinopteri; Esociformes; Esocidae
Gene: mcf2a
Product: MCF.2 cell line derived transforming sequence a
Exons: 30
Coding region: 737-4162 (1141 amino acids)
Biological process (GO): intracellular signal transduction; dendrite development
Cellular component (GO): cytoplasm
Molecular function (GO): guanyl-nucleotide exchange factor activity; protein binding
Source: RefSeq, a predicted model, not a curated record